AAAGAUGAAGGGGAAAAAGAAAACGAUAUUGGUCAUGUCGUUUUGCGUACAACUUAAAAGGACGAAAACCGGACGGCUAAUAAGAGUGAACAAGAUGUACUGAGCCGGACGGCCAAGGCUUCGAUUUAGCAGUUCCUGACCGGAAAAACUUGUAAAAACCGGUGGACUCGUUAUUAAGCAGUUCAGUUAUCUCGUGACUUCCCUGGCAAAUCACUCGGUCAGUGAGAGGUAGUUAAUUGACGGGUAUUCUCUGCGGUUUUCUGGAAAAUGGAGGGCUGUGAUUGCAAAUUCAUGGCGUUUUUGGUGAUUCUGUUGGCCACAACGAAUCCCUCCGGUGCAAGUCCGGCGAGUGUUUCUGAUUCCACUACCACAAUGCACACAAAUAAUUGGGCGAUUUUAGUCUGCACCUCGCGAUUUUGGUAGACUUUACUCGCGCGUAAUCUUCCUUGAUUUGUUUGAAUUUCUGGUGAUCAGCUUCUCAGUUAGUGAUCUACUCUUUAUUUCUCAGGUUUAAUUACCGUCAUAUGGCGAAUACGUUAUCGUUAUAUAGAACAGUGAAGAGGUUAGGAAUACCUGAUGAGAGGAUAAUCUUAAUGUUGGCGGAUGAUAUGGCUUGUAAUGCGAGGAACAAGUAUCCUGCUCAGGUUUUUAACAAUGAGAAUCACAAGCUUAACUUGUAUGGAGACAAUGUGGAGGUAGAUUAUCGAGGUUAUGAAGUAACUGUUGAAAAUUUUCUUCGAGUCUUGACCGGUCGUCAUGAACCUGCUGUCCCCAGAUCAAAACGGCUUCUCAGUGAUGAAGGGAGCCACAUAUUGCUUUAUAUGACGGGGCACGGUGGUGAUGAGUUUCUAAAGUUCCAAGACUCAGAGGAGCUUCAAAGUCAUGAUUUAGCUGAUGCCGUCAAGCAAAUGAAGGAAAAGAGAAGGUUUAAAGAGCUCUUGAUCAUGGUAGACACUUGCCAAGCUGCCACUCUAUUUUCUCAGCUUCAUUCCCCUGGUGUUUUGGCCAUUGGAAGUAGCAAGAAAGGAGAGAAUUCCUAUUCACAUCACUUGGACUCUGAUGUUGGUGUCUCUGUUGUUGAUCGCUUCACGUAUUAUACACUUGCAUUUUUCGAGAGGCUAAACAUGUACAACAAUGCAUCGUUGAGCAGUCUGUUCAACUCAUACAAUCCAAAUCUGCUGCUAUCAACUGCAUAUUACCGAAUGGACUUAUACCAACGUCGCCUGGAUGAUGUGCCUAUGACGAACUUCUUCGGUUCAGUGAUGGAAACAAUUCAUACUGAUUCAGCUUAUAGAGCAAUCAAAGACUCCAAAAGGGGUGACAUAGAGGUGGCACCGGAUCACACAGUAAAGAGAAUUCUGUCUACUACAGAUUCUCAUGAUCAAACAAGUGACGAAAACCAGGUUCAACAGGUUGCCUGCCCUUUUACACGCAUGUUGAGGAACAUAGAUGGAAUGAUGGCACAGGUCAAGGAUGCGGAUAAAGUGGUGAACUAUGGUGUCCUGCUCAUGGGUGUCUUGUUAACAGUUUCAUCAUUGAUUUCUAGAUAGAGAGGUCAGAACCUUUAACGUCUCUUUUAAAUAUCUCGUGUCAUUAAAAUUAUGGAAAAGCAUUGCCUAGAAAAGGUUACGCAUUUCUAAGAUCAUCUUUUUAGCUUAUUGUUUUCAAUGAAAACUGGUCAAACUCAAUCUUGUCUUUUUCUUGUUCAGAGUAACAGAGUGUGCAGCAUGGGUUUUAUGUUCUUUUUAAGCCCUUAAAAGAAGUUAUUGUUGUUGAUCGUCUAUGAUUAAUUGCUGCUUUUCCAUCAUGAAAGUAAUGUUGUAUUUUACAUAAUACACACGUUGUGCAUGAGAAGACUUUUUGCCCAGAAAGAUUUGUUCUUGUUUUGCUUGUGGAGAGAAAAAUCUAAUUGCAAGCUAAAGACCAAGUUAUUGUUGAUCAGCUUAAUCGUUUGGUACCUUUUUCUAUGCGUGGCUUAUGAACUUGUAAAUUUCUUAGCUGGUUACAUGCAUAGCUCUGUCUAUUGGGUUCGCCGCAUGUAAAUUUUCUGCUGAAUUAAUUCAUCUUAGCAGAAACAUUUUCCACACUUUAUGUUAUCCAUGUGUGCCUUCUAAUAUGCUCUAUAUUUCAUCGUGGUGUAGAAUAUUGAAAAGCUCUGUAAACUCUUUUGAGCACAACUUCAGGCUGCCGAAUUAGAGAUUGGAGAUGUUUUAUGCUCUGCUUCUGGGUUAAAGGCUUACUAUGAGCUGGAUCCAUGCUGACUACAGACAAGCGACUUAGACUGGAACUGAUAGAAUUGGAUUGUUAAUCAAGGUUGCUUUGAUUGUUAACUGUUUGUUCGCGCACUUAUGAUGCAUCUGAUCCACACCUGCAGUGCCUCUGUGGGGGUUUUCUGCUUGUUUUAUCUUAUUUUUCGAGGAGUUUCAAGGGGUAGGGCUUACUGGUUUUAUGUAAUUGAUAGCACUUGAUGGAGGCAAACCUAUGUAAAUGGCCGCAAAUUAUGAGAUAAAUUCUUGCUGUUAGUCAGACUGUACGUCACCGAAGCAGGAGAUAGCUUUUUGAGCGCUUUUGCAACUCGAGCUUCCUCAUUUCUGCUUCUUGGUUUUUUGUAAUGUUUUUGAAUUUGCUAUUGCAUGAGGUAAUCCACAAGCUGAUGGGAUCAGGUCACCCAUCUUCGAAGACCUUUUUAAAUGAAGAGAAAUGGGGUUCAGUUCUGGGAUUUAUCCGUAUUGAUGGAGCUGUGUAUUCUCAUUUACUUCGUCUUC
Messenger RNA from Oldenlandia corymbosa var. corymbosa, 2765 nucleotides. The record is from the annotation of a GenBank genome assembly. Lineage: Eukaryota; Viridiplantae; Streptophyta; Magnoliopsida; Gentianales; Rubiaceae.